UGGAUUCGCUGAAGCCCAGGUCAUCGAGGUGUCGAUGUUGCUUACUGUGGACAGCCGUUGUGAUAGAUGAGCGUGCAGUCACUGCACAAUAUGCUGCUACUGACUGCCCAGAAUGUGGAAAAUCGCACUCUGCUCUGUGCUGGAGCACUUUCGCCUUCGUCCUUGUCAAUAGCCAUGCACUCUGCUUCCCUGAAUACAGUGCGAAUCCUCCAUGGAGCGACCACCAUUCAAUCGGCGAUUGGUGUCCCCCUCUGACGUACGCCGACUGCUGACGGCAUCCGUAUCAAUGGUCAUCGGCGUGCCUCUGGUCCGAAGACGAAUGCAUCCUGCUUCGACUCAGAGUUGGUGCUAUCGCUCCCACACCGCCAGGAUGAUCCAAAGCUCCACCAAGACCUCCGUGUCGGCAUAUAGCGCCUUUCUGGAUAUCCUCAAUGAAACGACCGGCAUCAAGCCCGUGGACGAGUCCAAGAUCUGCCCCGUCCUGGACAGCAGCGACAAGCACCCAGGGAUAAGUCCGAGAUUCCAACGGGGCUCCCUUCAACCCAAUACUCGUUCUCGAUGCCAUGACCCGCCUGGGUUCCUGGCCAUCGAUCCGCGCGAGCUCGACUUUGAAGACCCCGAGAUCGACAACUUUGACUGCAAUGAUGAGAUCCUGGACUGGUCCCACGAAGCAAACGAGCUCAAGCGGCUCCAGAGCACCUACAAAAAGCACUCGUCCGAGGCUCAGACAGGCAAACGCAGCCAGCCUCCGGCGCCUCUGACCCACCAGUUCCUGCAGGCCUUCCUCAAGUCGCUGCGGCUGGUCGACCGCAAAAUCGGCGACAUUGACUCCAAGAUGCUGGCCUUCCGCAAUCUCACCGAGCUGAGCCUCACCGGCAAUCACCUCGAAGCAGUGGGCCACUUGCCAAAGUCGCUCAAGACCCUGCAUCUGAAUGCCAACCGCAUCCAGAUGAUGCCUUUUCUCGGUGGUCUCACUGCGCUCCAGCAUGUUGGCCUCGCAUACAAUCAAAUCAAGGCAUUCCGGGCGGCCUCAAGCACCAUGUCGCCCAAACCCAGAGCUGGUCCCAGAGACCUCUUCCCAGCCAGCCUCGUCAGUCUCGAUGUGAGCUGGAACAGCCUCGAAAGCCUGGAUGAAAUUGUCGAGACGCUGCAGGGGCUGCCGAAUCUCAAGGCCCUUGUAUUGAUGGGCAAUCCAAUCGGGCUCUUUGAGCACUACCGUAGACAAAGCAUCCAUGGCUUGCAGCGGCUUGUCUCGCUCGACGACGUACCUGUUCCAGUCUUCGAGCGGGAAGGCAUUCUGCGUGAGCUGGCAUCGGGGUUGAGCAUGAUCCGCUAUCGAGAGGCUGCGCUCAAGUUGCAUGUCCAUGAUGUCGAGGGACUGUCUCCAAUCGAGCCUGUGGCCCCGGAAAACCCUGAACAACCGCCAGAUCGGCAUUUCUUCAAUAUCGACGUUGUCGUCACUGGAUAUAACAAGCACCGAAUCUCAACCAGUCUGAAAGAAUGGACGGGUGAAGCUGUGGUCAUGGAUUUUUCCAAGACAGUCGCCUUUCCCGUGGGCAAGCAACUCCGUGAUGCCUUCAGCGUGGGCGUUGAUGUGUUGCUGGUCCGGAAAAAGUAUGUCUUCAAACAGGAGCCCAAAGCUGUCGAGACCAACGAGCUGUCGAGCAGCCGACCAAAUAGUGGAGACCGACUUAAGAGCGCCGGAAAGGGAAGGCUGGCGGUGGACAAGGAUAAGGACAAGAAGAAAGGCGGAAAGGCGGCUGCCGAAGAAGAAGCUCCCUGGGUGCCGGCGCUGCACGAAGUCGCCGUCGUUGCCGAGGGCAGGCUCGACACCCACAUCUUUCUCGAGAACCAGUUCGUCAUCAAGGAGACCAUUGCGCUGUCGCUCUGCUGUGACUGGACCGAGACCGAGAUACCACCAGCGCCGGUGGUGCGCCUCAGUCUGCAGCUGCAUCCGCAACGCACCGAUGCUGCCCAUGUCUCGAUUCCGGUCGACGAAGACACUGUCGGCCUUGGCGGAGGCGAGGGCCCGGGAUGUGGGAGUGGACCGCCGCCCGUCGACGCCGAGCAGUCGGGUGCCGCACAGGCACACAACCGCCCGCCGAGUUCCAAGCCGAAAAAGAAAAAGUAGCAACGACACGGAUGUUGUGUUGUGGCCCGAGAUGCGGUGCCAUGACAAUACAAGCACAUGGCAGGA
This is a messenger RNA of Polychytrium aggregatum, 2197 nucleotides long. RefSeq lists its product as uncharacterized. The coding region runs from base 212 to 2131 and encodes 639 amino acids. The transcript is spliced from 8 exons. Gene Ontology annotation, molecular function: protein binding. Lineage: Eukaryota; Fungi; Chytridiomycota; Chytridiomycetes; Polychytriales. The record is from RefSeq and is a predicted model, not a curated record.